AUGAAGUGUAUUGUGGCGGGGAAGCCUGCUAUCUGGCAAGGAUUCUACAAUGAGUAUUGCUUUACCCAAGGAAGAUUUCAAAUUGUGGAUGAUGCAUCAAACAGCCCGAAUGCAUUCGUCCCCGUUGGAUUUGCAGACUUUUUCGUCCGAAACUUUCAAUGGAUGCCUUACUUGUUCAUUCUUCAACUGGUUCUCUUCGCAAUUCCAAAAUGUGCAUGGACAGCUUUUGCUUUAUCAUUCAAAAAUGUUAAUCAAACCGUCUCGGCGAUUUCACAGGCUCGUUGCAUAAAAUCAUUGAAAGGUGAAGAAAGAAUGAAAGAAGUUGAAGCAAUUUGCGAGUUUUUGCUGCGCAGUCUUGGAUCUCCACAAGAAAGACGACACUGCUUACAAGGUCAACUAGCGGUACUUCUGUAUGUCGUUCAAAAAUGGCUCCAAGUGUUGAACCUGAUUGCUCAAUUUGGAAUCUGCAUGUUUCUGGUUGAUAGCACUUCAAUCUUCUGGGGAUUUGAGUUGAUGAAGGAAGUCUUUAUUCGCCCAUCCAAAGAAUCGAUGAGGAAAUUUCCAAAGAAAGCAAUUUGUUAUGUGCCUGACGAUUAUGGAUACGAGAAAGGAUCGCUGAACAUCACGACUCCAAAUCAAAUGCUUCAAGCAAACUGCUUUAUCUCCAUCAACAGCGUUUAUGAGCAACUCUACGUUUUCCUGUUCUUCUGGCUCAGUUUCCUCUUCAUCAUCACGUUUCUGAUGGCCAUUCAUUACACGUUGUUUCUACUGUUACCACGAUGGAGGAUUUAUUGUGCUUCAAAAUAUUUGCCUACUCCAAAGUCGUUGGCGAUGGGUUCAGCUGUUGGACAAGCCAGCCCGGCACAUAUCUCAUUGCCGUCAAAUCAUCUUUCGGAAUAUUUCAUAAACUCGGUUCUAAUGGCCGAUGGUUGCAUGGCACUGUGGUUUAUAAAGGAGAUGGCUGGCAAUCAAGUAUCAGCUGAAAUGGCGCAAUGCAUUUGGAACUUUUCAGUGAGUCGGACAGUAGAAUCACAGCCCAUUCUUCCAACUCGAGGCACCCUCAACUAUCUCGGCAAUCACAGUAGCAAUGUGUUGUCCCCUUCAAAAUCACCUUCAAAUCUUUUGACCACACGCUCAACUUCACUCAUCCGCCCAAUGAAAGAAGUCGAUUUCGCAAUGCUUCUCUACGAUAGGAUUGCCAACACCGCCAAUUUUGCAAAGGGCCGCACCGAAAGCCUCUACAACUAUGGUAUUGAUUCUGCCAAUACGGUUAUCGGUUCUGGUCGUGAUGCUGUGGCUAAAUGGAUGCGCAUCGUGCUGGGCACAGGUGUCAUUUUUGGAUUGUUGGCUCUGGCAGUAUUCACCUCGAUCAUCUCUUUCCUUUGCGACUACAUCUUUACUCACUGGGUUGAUUUGAACGAUGUGACGGGAAUUAUCAAGAUACCACUUUUCUUCUACAAGUUGUCAACGACCAUUGUCGCUAGAGUCAUGAAGAUUGAAUGGAACAUGGGAGCCACCAUUGAACAAACAAGCUCGUACGUCCGCACGGCCGUUGGCGACGCAGUCACAUCAGUGAAGCAACUUGAUUUUAAAAAGAUGAACUUGGAAGAAGUCACGAUGAGCGGCAUUGAUACGUCUAAUCAACAUCUAAAUGAUCAACUCACUGUAUUGAAGGACAAAGGCACCGUCGUACUCACUGGCUCAAACUUGAACGGUUUCGUCACCUACAUUGCGGAGAUCAAGGAUAGAUUUGACGAGACCGAGAAUCUUUUUGACGUCCAAGGAGAAGUAAUCGAUGGUUUCUACGAGGGACUUGAUCAAGUGAAAGCCCAGUGGAAGAGCUUCCGCGGCGAAUCAAAGCAAAAGCAGCGUGCAAUGGUUGUUUCUCCAAGAGGAAGAAGCCGAUCGCUCAGCCGUAGCCCGGUUCGACGCAAGCAUCGUGGCCGCUCUCUUUCUCGUUCUGUAAGCCGUGGAUCUCGUUCGCCAUCGAUGAGUCGGGAUAGGAAACGCUCGUAUCGACGCUCUUAUAGCAGGUCACCUCCUCGCGUUGACAGAAAAUCCCGUCGUCAUACUUAUGGAAAUCGCUAUAAUCCAGAGCCAAAUAGAUGCCUUGGUGUGUUCAAUCUUCCCAAAUCAACGACAGAAAGGGAGCUUGACAAGCUGUUUGGAAAAUAUGGAGACAUUGAACAGAUCCGCCUUGUUCGUGAUCACUACACCCGUGAGUCAAGGGGCUAUGCUUUUAUCUACUUUGAUACGACGAAGGAUGCAACUCGUGCUCGAGACCGGAUGAUGGGAGCUAACAUUGGCGGUAGGGAAAUCCGUGUGGACUUUUCAAUUGCUGGAAGUAACCGCCGACUCUCGCCUAGACGUAACAAUGAGGAUUAUCGUCGCUCUCGUUCAAGAGCUCGAUCUCGUUCAAGGGCUCUCUCAAGCCGCUCAAUGUCGCCACGUCGUUCGCGACGCGACGGGGGCUCUCGAAGCAGAUCACCAGCUCCAAAACAGCCUCGUCAUUCGGCUUCAAAGUCUCCUUCGCGUGAGAAGAGCGUCUCACAAGAACCAUCAGUUCACAGCAAGAAGUCACCCGAGCCUUCGCCUUCA
Molecule: messenger RNA, 2598 nt
Organism: Mesorhabditis belari
Lineage: Eukaryota; Metazoa; Nematoda; Chromadorea; Rhabditida; Rhabditidae
Source: the annotation of a GenBank genome assembly